CCCAAGUCGGUGAGCGCGGCCUCCUGUGCUCUUUUAACUCCUGCUUUCGUCGUCUGUGUGGUCCGGCCACCCCUCUUCCCAGCUCGGGAUCGCGGAGGGCCCUGCACUAGGGCACCUAGCGGGGGGAACUGGGACAUCCCCGUCUGUGGGCCGGUGGUGGGACCCACCUGUCUCCACAGGCCUCCACAGUUUCUCCCUGAGAAACCGUCACCAGAUACACCGUCGCCAGGACUUCCUGGGGCACCCGCGCUGUUCUGGAAAACUAGAAAAGUUUCCUUUUUGGUCACUCACCACUGGUCCCAUGGCUGCCAUGCAGAUGGAUCCUGAGCUUGCCAAACACCUCUUCUUUGAAGGGGCCACUGUGGUCAUCCUGAAUAUGCCCAAGGGGACAGAGUUUGGCAUUGACUACAACUCCUGGGAGGUGGGGCCCAAGUUCCGGGGUGUGAAGAUGAUCCCUCCGGGCAUCCACUUCCUCCACUACAGCUCUGUGGACAAGGCCAAUCCCAGGGAGGUGGGCCCCCGUAUGGGCUUCUUCCUUAGCCUGCAGCAGCGGGGGCUGAAGGUCCUGCGCUGGGAUGCAGUCCAGGAAGAGGUAGACCUGUCUCCAGCCCCAGAGGCUGUGGUGGAGGCCAUGAGGGCCAACCUCCAGGAGCUGGACCAGUUCCUGGGACCUUACCCAUAUGCCACACUCAAGAAGUGGAUCUCACUAACCAACUUCAUCAGCGAGGCCACAGUGGAGAAGCUCCAGCCCGAGAGUCGGCACAUCUGUGCCUUCUCAGAGGUGCUGCCUGUGCUCUCCAUGAAGUACACCAAGGACCGGGUGGGGCAGAAUCUACCCCUCUGCGGCACUGAGUGCAAAAGCUACCAGGAAGGCCUGGCCCGGCUGCCCAAGAUGAAGCCCAGAGCCGGCACAGAGAUCCGCUUCUCCGAGCUGCCCACACAGAUGUUCCCGGCGGGUGCCACGCCGGCCGAGAUAACCAGGCACAGCAUGGACCUGAGCUAUGCUCUGGAGACCGUGCUCAGCAAGCAGUUCCCCCAAAGCCCCCAGGACGUGCUAGGUGAACUCCAGUUUGCCUUUGUAUGCUUCCUGCUGGGGAACGUGUACGAGGCAUUCGAGCACUGGAAGCAGCUCCUGAACCUUCUGUGCCGGUCAGAAGAGGCCAUGGUGAAGCACCACACCCUUUACGUCAACCUCAUCUCCAUCCUGUACCACCAGCUUGGCGAGAUCCCCGCCGACUUCUUUGUGGACAUUGUCUCCCAGGACAACUUCCUCACCAGCACCUUACAGGUUUUCUUUUCAUCCGCCUGCAGCGUUGCCGUGGAUGCCACCCUGAGGCAGAAAGCUGAAAAGUUCCAAGCUCACCUAACCAAGAAGUUUCAGUGGGACUUUGAGGCGGAGCCUGAGGACUGCGCCCCGGUGGUGGUGGUUCUUCCCGAGGGUGUGGGGACUGGCUAACUGGAAAAGGUCUCAGCCAGAGGAGGCCCCUUCCCCACGGCUGCGGUCCUGGCUCCUCCAUUCACCUGUCCUACUGGGACUUACUGGGACAGCAGCCCUGCCAGGUUCUACAAAGAUGGAGCCAGAAUUCCCUCCUUCACCAAUAAAUAAGUUCCUUUAGUGCCAGAGAGGCUGUACCCCAUCUAGAAGGCACAUUUGUGGGUUCCCCGUCAGCCUGGCCUUGGUGCUAUAACCUAACUGAAUUCCAAAUGGGCUCUUGGGAGAGACCUGCCUCAGCAGCAGCUUGCUUCCUUCCAGAAGAGAAGAAGUUGAGCCAAAAGCCCAAGAGAACCAAUCGUUUAUUCCGUAGAAUGGUUAGAAACCCUGGACUGCCCAGGAGUCUGAGAUGUCAGUUGGUGACUUUUUAAAAGUUAAUCAGAGGGUAACGGGGAGAUGAGCCAGGAUUUCUGCCUGCCCCUUGUUGGAUGGGAAUACAUCACAGAAAACAUGGGUGUGUGACCACCCUGGAGCCCCACGUUGGGGAGGGCAUAACAGAAGACAGUUGGGUUGAAUCUGAUGAGUGGUCAGCUUUUGCUUUAAGUCCCUUUCUCCUGUCCAGAGGUCCCAGUGGAUAAUCUUUCAAGAUCAUUGCGGCCCCUGACCUCAGAGGCGUUGCUAGUGCCACACCCCUCCCAUCUGCUCUGUUCUGAGGCCUCAGACCCAGAAGUGGACCUUGGCAACCCUCUUGUAUGGCCCUAUUCCUCACCAGAGCCACCACGAGUGUUUCUGAUGACCUGGAGAUUCAACAACAAAGAGAAAGGUUCUUGCUCUGUACAGGCUUCUUUGGCCCUGUUGAAGCUCUGUGCCUUUAUUCAGAGCUCCAGAGAUGACCUGGUCAGCCUGGGUCUGCCCCCCCGUCCUGCUGUGGGGCUGCCAGCCACAGGAGUGCUCUGGUUCCCUGGGAGUCCUGAGGGCUCGCGCAUCGUGCACACAGGCCCUGCCACCCUGACCUCGAACUGUUGUCCUGUGAUCGGAGUCCCUGUGCUGCUCUCUCCCAAGGCUGCGGCUCACACUAGGUUUCUGAAUAAGAAUCCCCUCCGGUUAAGACUUUCGGUUCCACUUGUCUCCUUGGAAUUGUUUUUCCAAGAGCAUAACAUACAUUAAAGUUUUGGAGUUGAGACUAAA
Balaenoptera ricei (Rice's whale) is the source of this 2620-nucleotide messenger RNA. It is a transcript of the gene AAR2, whose product is annotated as AAR2 splicing factor. NCBI's taxonomy places the organism in Eukaryota, Metazoa, Chordata, Mammalia, Artiodactyla, Balaenopteridae. Gene Ontology annotation, biological process: spliceosomal tri-snRNP complex assembly. The record is from RefSeq and is a predicted model, not a curated record. The coding region runs from base 302 to 1456 and encodes 384 amino acids. The transcript is spliced from 4 exons.